Messenger RNA from Tripterygium wilfordii, 791 nucleotides. Its product is annotated as glutamate--cysteine ligase, chloroplastic-like. The transcript has 4 exons. NCBI's taxonomy places the organism in Eukaryota, Viridiplantae, Streptophyta, Magnoliopsida, Celastrales, Celastraceae. The record is from RefSeq and is a predicted model, not a curated record. Gene Ontology annotation, molecular function: glutamate-cysteine ligase activity. Gene Ontology annotation, biological process: glutathione biosynthetic process; modified amino acid biosynthetic process. Bases 144 to 776 code for a protein of 210 amino acids.
UCAUCUUCACUUUUGCUGUCUUUUAAAGACGACAUCUUCACUCUUCUCUUGUAAAAUGUUUAUUUUCAUUUCUCUGUGUUCGAUCGAGCACCGCCGUCUUCGUCACGUCAAGAGAUUCGUUCCUCUCAAUUUGGAAGUAUACCAUGGCUCUCCUUUCCCAGGUAGGUCCCUCAUAUUGUGGUCAGACUGAGACAACAUGUUGUAAAACUGGGCAUAGUCUGGUGUUUAGCAUGGCCAGUGAUAUAGAGACAUUCAAAAUGAAGGAAACAUGUUCUAGUUUCCCUUUGUUAUCAUUUAGUUCUACCAAGAAAGGGCAGAUUUUGCGCAUGGACAACACAGGGUUGGGACUCAGAAGAAUAAAUCAAUUGGUUGUAGCUGCUAGUCCUCCUACAGAGGAUGCUGUCAUUGCUGCAGAGCCACUAACGAAAGAGGAUCUUGUCGCAUACCUUGCCUCUGGUUGCAAGCCUAUGGAAAAAUGGAGGAUUGGUACUGGACAUGAGAAGUUUGGUUUUGAGUUUGGAAGUUUACUUCCCAUGAAAUAUGAACAAAUUGCUAAUUUGCUCAACGGUAUUGCUGAGAGAUUUGACUGGGAAAAAAUAAUGGAAGGUGACAACAUCAUAGGGCUUAAACAGGGAAAGCAAAUCAUAUCAUUGGAGCCGGGUGGUCAGUUUGAGCUUAGUGGUGCUCCUCUUGAAACUUUGCAUCAAACUUGUGCUGAGGUUAAUUCACAUCUUUAUCAGGUUAGUUUAAAUGAUGCACUAAUGUGCGUGAACUAGACUCUUGAGGCUAGU